AUGACCUUCCUCAAUCUUCUUCUUCUUCAAAUCCUGUCCCUGUCCCUUUACCAGAGGGGAAUGAUAUACCCAUCUGAUGAGCAGAGAACUAUGACCAAGAUUUCAUCAGUUUCAAGUGAUAUCGAUGUCUUUGGCGAGCGGCAUCAAAUUCGGUGGCAAGGUCGCCAACCCACCGUAGACCUACACAGAAAUGAAGAGGAAGAAGAAGGAAAUGGGCCUCUUAAAGAGGGUAAUGUUUCACUUGAAUUCCGUCUUACUAUUUUGCUCCCCGAGCUUGCUGAAAAAACCAACGUGUAA
Penicillium taxi is the source of this 297-nucleotide messenger RNA. RefSeq lists its product as uncharacterized. The coding region runs from base 1 to 297 and encodes 98 amino acids. The record is from RefSeq and is a predicted model, not a curated record. NCBI's taxonomy places the organism in Eukaryota, Fungi, Ascomycota, Eurotiomycetes, Eurotiales, Aspergillaceae. The transcript has a single exon.